Messenger RNA from Leptinotarsa decemlineata (Colorado potato beetle), 6436 nucleotides. RefSeq names its product putative helicase mov-10-B.1. Gene Ontology annotation, molecular function: ATP hydrolysis activity; RNA binding; 5'-3' RNA helicase activity. The record is from RefSeq and is a predicted model, not a curated record. Lineage: Eukaryota; Metazoa; Arthropoda; Insecta; Coleoptera; Chrysomelidae.
AUUUCAGGUCACUCCAGAUGUUCUGAUCUCACAUGAUAAUACAUUGGAGUUUUCAUGCACUGUGAAAAAUAUCAGAAGUGAUUCAAUUUACCUGACAUCAGCUAAAUUGCUUCACUGUUUUCCUAUGUUUUCAUUGUAUGAUCCAAACAACAAUACCGAAGAUAACAAAAUCAUCGAGCUUCAAGCAGGAUCCGAUUACAAAGUUUUUGUAAGAUUCUCAAGCGGUGAAAAUGCCAUUGUUGGUGGAUUCAGGAUACCAGUCAUUUUUUCAUUUCAAAGUGUUGGUGAGAACCCGGAUACGUUCACUAUAGCGAGGUCAAUUGUUAUAUUUGUAGCAGAAGAUCAUACUGAUUACAAAGUGCAUGAGGCGAGUCCUUUCAAAGGAAAUGAAUGGCCUAAAAAAAUAAACGUAUAUCCACCUUUAAAACAGGGCAAUAUUUCAAACAGAUAUCCUAUACCAUAUGACAUCGUAAAAUUCCUGAGAUUUGGUCUCCAAGAUCCUCCAGUAAUGAAUGGAGAUGAUCAUCAAAUUUUAUUUAAUUUGAGAAAAGAAGUAGAACCGGGUCAUAUUACACUAAAAAAUUAUGGAAAAUUUUGGCAUAUUGUUUUAUGGUUGGAAGAAAUGGGACAGACUCUAGGACUGCAAAGAUACAAUAUGGAAAAUGUAACGUUGAAUCUACGUGGAAGAAAUUUGGAACUGUUUGUUCCUGGUUUAGCUGAAAAACGCCCUUCAAUAAUUGUUGGAGAUAUGCUUGAUAUAAGAAUACAUGAAGAUCACACAGCAUAUAGGGGCAACAUUAAACGUGUCAAUGAUAGAUCAGUUGAUAUUGGUGAUAUCGACGAAGAGCUUCUGGAUAUUAUUGAACAAAACCCAAAAAUUGAGAUGGACGUACGGUUUUUAUUGGGACGUUUAUGCUUCGAAAGAAUGCAUGAAGCCGUUGAUAAAAUUGUAAGCAAGGGAAUAGUUCAAACCAUAUUUCCAGAAGUGUCUUUGAGGAGCAGACAAGUUCCUCAACCACGUACCAUAAGAGAUGGAGAAUUCUACAAUCAGAUGAUUGUAACAAAUCCUGAACAAAAAACGGCUGUUUUAAAAAUUUUGAAUGCCUCGUCUUUGCCAGCUCCUUAUAUAGUAUUUGGUCCCCCCGGAACUGGUAAAACUGUAACAAUUGUAGAGGCCAUUUUGCAACUGAAGAAUAAAACAAACAGUCAAAUUUUAGUUUGUGCCCCUGCAAAUGCUGCUUGUAAUAUGCUAACAUCAAAACUAUUGAUGCACUGUAAUAAGAAUGAGCUAAUCAGAAUUAUGUCAAAUACUGUGGAUGUAUCAACUAUUCACCAAGAUGUACUGGAAUAUUCUAAUUACAUUGAAGAUGGAGAAUUCUAUAGAGUAGACGCAGCUAAAUUGAAGAACUACAGAAUUAUCAUAACUACUUUGAUUCAUAUUGGUCGUUAUUCUGGUAUGUUAAAACCCGAUAUUGUAUUCAUCGAUGAGGCCGCUCAGGCUUGUGAACCAGAAGUUGAUUGUGCUCUUGCUAUGAUCGAGAAGGGCAAGCAGAUUAUCUUGGCCGGAGAUCCGAGGCAAUUGGGACCUUCGACUUCGUCACUUGCUGCAAGACGAUAUGGUUUAGGCGUUUCUCUCUUGGAGAGAUUGAUGGAUUUAGAAUUGUAUAAAAGCCAGGAUUCCAAUUAUAUUACCAUGCUCCGUCAAAACUUCAGGUCACACUCAACCAUUUUGAAACUUCCUAAUGAACUUUUCUAUCAAGGUCAACUUCAGGCCGCCGCACCAAAUUCAGAAAAUGAUCCCAUAGCUAAAAUAUUUGUAUAUGAAAAAAUAGACGAAUUGAGAAAGGGCAAAAAUGUUACAAAACGAAGAAAAGGAAAAGCUGUGGAAUUCUGUAACAUUAUUUCCAAAGAGAGCAGACAGGGUAGAUCUCCGAGCUAUUUUAAUGGAAUGGAAAUGCAAAUGGUUCUGAACUAUGUGAAAGCCUUGAUAUCCCUUCAAUUUGAAAACAGUGAGGAUAAUGUACUUCAAGAACAAAUAGGCGUUGUUACACCAUACAUUAGACAGGUAUACAAAGUGAGGGAAAUUUUAAGAAACAACAAUUUUGAAGGAGUUGAAGUGGGUACUACAGAAACAUUCCAAGGGCGCGAGAAACGAAUUAUCAUCAUUAGCACAGUUAGAGCUCAACAAGAUCUGCUUUUGCAUGACAAACAAUACAAUCUGGGUUUUGUACGCAAUGAAAAGAGAUUCAACGUUGCUCUAACCCGUGCCAUGAGCAAGCUCAUAAUCAUAGGCUGCGGGCAUGUUUUGGCUACAGAUGCGAAGUGGUUGAGUUACAUGGAACUAUGCGAAAAUCUAAAUGGUUUUUGUGGUGCCCCCUUCGCGAGACGUACAAGAGAAGUAAUAGAGGAGAUUACCAGCAGAUUCAAUAAUGUAAAAAUGAUUGACAGCCAGUAUAAUCAUUGACAAUAUCUUUGCUGAAAAUUUUUCCUCGUGAGAUGCUGUGUGGAAUGUGAUUAAUUUUGAGGGUUGUGAAUAUAUAUACAAUCAACAUGAUAAAAUUAAUAAUUAGUUAGGGAUUAGUUAAACCUUAUUGUUUGAGGCAACAAAAAAAUUUGACAAUUUUAUAUUUUUGUUUACCACUGGUUUGAAUUUUUCCGAAAUGCAAAUUUUGUAUUUUUUUAAAAGCCUAGAAGUGACAGUCAUAAUUUAGAAGUUUUGAAAUGGAAGUCUUACCAAGGUUAUUGGUACAAAAGAAUCUAAUCAAAAAUGUUUUACUGUAUGGGGUUAAAUUGAAAGUAUUUUUACUUUUUCGUUUUUCCUUGUUUCAAAUUUAAAAUAGCCAACCAAAGAAAAUGAGUUAUUUUUCUUUCAUUAUUGUAAUUCGUUACCUCUCUAUUUUUGUCUCAAGUUGUGAUACUUUAUUAUUGUAUACUAUUAGCUAUUUACCAAAGAGAUAGGUGUAUUUUAAUAAGUGAGAUUUAUUACUGAAUUGCCAAACAAAUGAUUGCCAAAUGUAUACACCAUGGAAGGUCAGUUGAUGAUUCUUUGCAUCCGCAAAUAAUUUCGAGAAUUUAAAAUAAAUUUUGUAAAUUAAUUUAAACACACAUUUAUAAUGUGCAAUGCAGGCUCUAAAAAUUCAGUACUUAACUAAUUAUUAGUUACAUUUCUGUUUGUGAAUCAACACAUGCCAUUUAAUUGGUUUCAGUCUUCAUUGCUGAAGUUACUGUUUUUAAACACAAAAAACGAUAAAAUACAAAGAACACAAGUGAAAAAAUCUUAUGAAUUUUAACAUAUUUCAUAGUCUUCAAGCGUGUAUUGCACAUUCUUGUAGUUGAUGUCAUUUUUCUUGCUAGUCAUCACUAAUCACUUCAAAGAAUAUGAAAAAGCCGUCCACACAAGAGAUAUCUUUUGUCAAAGUAAUUUUCUGGGUUGAUGGCAGUGGUCUAACCAGUUUGCCUUACUUUUUAUUUACAACUGCAAAGACAUUUAUAGUCUAGUUCACAAGUUGAAAUUCAUGUUGAAUACAUAUAAAAUUCCUAAGAAUAUGAGUGAUAUCUCAUUUUAAUGAUUUUACAGCAAAAAAAUUGCAAUUGAUAUUAACAAAUUGAGAUGAAAAAUAUCUUGAACUAGCAAUACUUGAAGAAAUUAAUAUAAACGAUUAUGAAUGGAAGGAAAUUCAUAACUAAAAAGUUCUAACUUCUGAAACCCUACCUCCAUUAUGUAUAAUUUGGAUUUAAUGCCAAAAAUAAGGCUCUGCGCACCUGUUACAACAUGGACAAAUCACCGCUGAAGACACUAUAACCCAUGAAAUAUAGUAUGGAAUAUAAUUUUAAAAUUUGAAAAAAUUAGGAUGUUAUCUGAGCACUACAAAGAAUUGAGUCCUAUUGAAAAAAAAUAAUCUAGAUUUUUUUAAAGUCAAGCACAUGUUGGGAUAUUUUUGUUUACUUAAGUAGUUCAUGUCAUAAUUUUAUCCUGCUUAUUAUAAUUUUUCUAUUCUAUCUAUCUAAAAGGGCCACUGCUCAUACUGUUUGAAUGUUUCUCAUGGCAGUUCAUGACGGAGGCAAAUGACAAAAACCUUGCAGCAUUGAAAAUCCCAGCGGGGUUAUUCUGCUAAAGAGUUACAAAGGUGGUUACAACUGUAGUCACUGUAUCAUAACAGCAAGGAAUUCUGUUUUGUGAAUUCGGGUGAAGCAGACGUGUUUAGAAAGCAGUUGUUAUUAAUAUUGAAAUUGAAUACUGACCUCAUUGAUUUCUUACUACACUUGGGUGCUAGCUACUAAACACAUUUCGGAUCUGUCCAAUUCUUCGGAGCAUGAAGUGUGAAAUAUUUUCAAACCAAAACCCAUUGAACAUCUGCAUACUUAUUUCAACCUAUUUGUUUCAUUUUUAUUACUAAUAAAUAUCUUCGAUAAAAGUGCAUGCCUGAAAAUUGCCCAUCAAGUAGAGCUCAAAGAAAGCAGCAAUUUUUACAGAACAGUGUACAAAACGACAACAUGUGCUGUAAAAACGCUGUUUCUUACGAAACACGUAUUGAGAAUUUGUAAACUACUUUUCCAAAGUUCUGAGUUCCUCCUCCCGUCAAACGAGGGCUCUGUGUGCACGUUCGACUUGAUUCUCUGUGUUUUACACUGAAAAUUUCAAAUUUCGCAAAAUGACAAUAGUUGAAAGCUAAAUAAUGAAAAUAUCACAAUUGAAUUUUACUUGAAUAUGUUAUGGAUUUUCAUGAAUUAUCAGCCAUUUCUAUCACAAGUCUACAAAAUUAUCAGAAUAACUUCACAGGACUAGGGCUCUGCCUUCAAAUAUGUGCCAUUUUUAAUUAUAUGAUAUCUCUCUAAUUAAUCACUUGUUGGCAUUUUCAGAGGUUUAAUUUUAUAUUAUAGAUUUGUAACUUUACAUUCUUUAUUAUAUUUUGAUUUGGUACAUCUCAAAACUUUUCUUCCAGUUCAUUCUUUAGUUACCAAUUUUAUUGUUGUUGAUUGGUCAGGAAAUAUUUAAAUGUUAUUAUAUUAUAAAUAAGCCUCAAUUUCAUAAUUAGCGGGAUGUUAUAGUCAACUGACUACAUCUCUAACUGAUGUAUGAAAGUGUAAUAAAUAUAUCAGGGUGAAUAAUGAAAUAUUUACGGCAUGGGGUAGUUUAAUGCAGGUUAAUUCAAUACAUUUAAUUAAACUUUAUAGUUUUCGUCAAAUCACAAAACAUAUUUAUUAAACUUAAAACUGACUUGAUAAUAUUGAACUUGACUCACAGUCAAGUUCAAUAUUCACCUGAAAAUGUUUCUACAUGUUUCAGUUAAUUUCAGGCGUUUCAUGAUUGGCAACACUGAUAUUUGACCUAUGAAUUUAAGAAAUGUGAUUGUAGUGUAAUUAAUAAAGUAUUAAAUAAUAUUUUAGUAAUCUAGCAUUUAUAAGAGCACGUGAAGUUAAUAUUGUUCGGCCUAUGAUAUCUGAAACGUUACUUCACACUACAAUAAAAUAUGUGACAAUGCCAACCACUGAUGCGUUCUUUGUUUUUAGUUGAAGUUCUCAUAGUCAUAGAAUGAACAGUAUAAGCGCUAGAUAUAGAUGUCAUUUAACAAAAACACUAAACCAUUAAAUUGAAUGCAGUAAAAUUUAUUUUCAAUUGCAGUAAUUAAAUGUCUUCUCAAUAUUACAUGUUGAAUUUCAAAAUUGCCAAUCAUGAAUGGUCAAUUCUCUUGAAAAAUUACAUUUCACAUAAUGGCAAUUCUAACCUUUAUAACCAGUCAAAAUGAAAUCAUUGUAAAUUAUAUUUAGUUGUUACCUCAUACUUACUGUAUGAAUGUAUCCCAUGUGUGAAUGCUGACAACUUUCCCCCAGUUUCACUGGAUGGUUGCUCAGCAUUUAUUUUAUUUUGUUACAUCGCAGAAUUCAAAUAGCGAUGGCUUGGUACUUACUGUUCAAAAAAUUGAACAAGACUGAAAUGAUAGUUUAUAUUAUAUUAUAACUAUAGCUUAGUAAUUUAGUUUAGUUCAACGGAGCUUCUAGUUUUAUUUCAUGGAUAGUGCAUGUUGGAUAUGAGUAAACAGCAAAAUACAUUACUGAAGAGGUAAAUUAGUUAUUUUUCAACAUCUGGAAUAGUUGAUCUCAAAAGUCUGUUCAUGUAUUUGUUCUUUUAACAUCUGUUUUACAAAUUUUUCACUUUGGAGAAGAAAUUUUUUGUUUCAAAGUUUCAUUUCAGUAUUCAACUAAACAUUCCCAGAGUAUUUGUACAUACAGUUGUUGAACUUGUCUUUUAUCGUAAUGUUCAGUACUUUAGAGAAAUUGUUAUUUUUUAAAAUAGCAUACAUUCUCAAAGCUUUGAAUGUUAACACGAUUAGGACCUUGAAGUGUUUUCAAAGAUUUACUGAUAUAAAUGAAAACUUGCUAAUAUAAAUACAUAUUUUUAUAUUUUAUUGUGACAAAUAUAUUUUGAGAAUUUUAA